AUGGCCUUUCAAGCCUCCUCACCCGACAACUGCUCCGAUUUGUUUUUCUUUUAUGGGAAGGAUUUAUUUUUAUACUCGUUAUUGCUUGCCUUCAUCGUUCAUUUCUUUCCCCAAUUUUGUCUCCAUUUUUCAACCUUUGGUAGUGUUUUCCCUCUCUCUCACACACACUCACAGACACGCACACGCAUACACACACACACACAAACGCCGACAUCUCUCUCUCUCUCUCUCUCUCUCUCUCUCUCUCUCUCUCUCUCAGUUUGCUACUUACACUUCUUUGUAAACUUCUUUCUCUCAGUGCAUUUCCAUUUCUUUUGGGGGUGCUUCUUUUCUUCCACCCCCGCUUUUCUUUCAUUGUUUAUACAUUUCAGUCAGCCGAUCCCCCGAUCCAGAUUGUUCUUCACUGAUCCCACCUUUUAUCUCUAUCCGCCCACACAAUCUAUUCCUAGAGUUCCUUCUUCUUCAGUUUGUUUGCAUGGGAGGUCCUGCUUGUAG
Molecule: messenger RNA, 495 nt
Organism: Acanthosepion pharaonis
Lineage: Eukaryota; Metazoa; Mollusca; Cephalopoda; Sepiida; Sepiidae
Source: the annotation of a GenBank genome assembly